AUGGGCAACAGCCAGCUGGAGGAGGACCUCCAGAAACAGCGCAAACCCCCCCCUUGGCAUCUGCGUGAUGCACCUCCUGCAGAGAAGCUGAAGCUGAAGCAUCGGUUCAUCCUGCUCAUGGCGCGGGAACCCUGGGAAGAAAACCAAGCGCCCGAGAAGGCGCGCGAGCUUCUCGGCCAAACCUGGAGAAGUGCUGAAACACCUCUGCGGGGGGGGAGCAAUCCUGAUGCGGUCGGGCGGCGGAAAUCUCGUAGGCUUAUGAGAAAUCAGCCAACGGAUUCAAAGAGGCUGAACGUGCAGGUCCGCAACCUCAACCGCUUCUCCACCUUCGUCAAGUCCGGCGGGGAGGCCUUCGUGCUGGGCGAGGCGUCGGGCUUCGUGAAGGACGGGGACAAGCUGUGUGUGGUGCUGGGCCCCCGGGGCCCCGAGUGGCAGGAGAACCCCUACCCCUUCCAGUGCUCCAUUGAGGACCCCACCAAGCAGACCAAGUUCAAGGGCAUGAAGAGCUACAUCGCCUACAAGCUGGUGCCCAGCCACACCGGGCAGCAGGUGCACCGCCGCUACAAGCACUUUGACUGGCUCUACGGGCGCCUGGCCGAGAAGUUCCCCGUCAUUUCCGUGCCCCACUUGCCGGAGAAGCAGGCCACCGGCCGCUUCGAGGAGGACUUCAUCUCCAAACGUCGCAAAGGCCUGGCCUGGUGGAUGGACCACAUGUGCAGCCACCCUGUGCUGGCUCAGUGCGAUGCCUUCCAGCACUUCCUCACCUGUCCCAGCACGGAUGAGAAGGCCUGGAAACAGGGCAAGCGCAAGGCUGAGAAGGAUGAGAUGGUGGGUGCCAACUUUUUCCUGACCAUCAGUGUCCCCACUGGCCCUGGGGCCGGCCUGGACUUGCAGGAGGUGGAAAGCCAGGUGGACGGCUUCAAAGCCUUCACAAAGAAGAUGGAUGAGAGCGCCCUGCAGCUUAAUCACACGGCCAAUGAAUUUGCCCGCAAACAAGUCACUGGUUUCAAGAAGGAAUACCAGAAGGUGGGGCACUCCUUUAAGUGCCUCAGUCAGGCAUUUGAGCUGGACCAGCAAGCCUUUUCGGCUGGCCUCAACCAAGCCAUAGCCUUCACUGCAGAAGCCUACGACGCCAUCGGGGACCUCUUUGCAGAUCAGCCCCGGCAGGACCUAGAUCCUGUGAUGGAUUUGUUAGCGCUGUAUCAGGGGCAUUUGGCCAACUUUCCAGACAUCAUCCACGUCCAGAAAGGAGCCCUUACCAAAGUAAAGGAGAGUAAGCGGCAUGUGGAAGAGGGGAAGAUGGAGCUCCAAAAGGCUGAGGGCAUUCAAGAACGCUGUAACAUUAUUUCUUUUGCAACACUAGCAGAAAUUAAUCAUUUCCACAAAAUUCGUGUGAGGGACUUUAAAUCACAGAUGCAGCAUUUCUUGCAACAGCAAAUACUCUUUUUUCAAAAAGUGACACAAAAGCUAGAAGAAGCUCUUCACAAGUAUGACAGUGUUUAAUCCCUGAACUUUGAGUUGUGGACUUCCCUCAGCAUGAACGUGACCCGGGCAGCGGAGCAAACGCUGCUGCUGCUGCUGAAGAACUGUUGCCAGCGGUAGAUGGUGGUACAAGGAUGGUUUUGUGUUCACCUGGAACCCCGGUUUAAUCUCCGAUUAUGUAGAAAGGAAACAGUUAUAGGGCUAUGUAGUAGAAACAGUACCACGCAUUGUAACUAAGUUAUACUGUGUAUGCCUACACUACCAUUGUAACUUUUUUGAAAUAAUGAGUAUACUAUUUGCCUUAUUGCUUUUUGAAAUACAGUAUUUUAGUGCAUACUUUGUAGACCUCAAAACCCUUUGGGUCUUUAAGGAAGUUGGCUAGAUAAAAGCCUGCUUCAGAUGCCUUUUGACUUUCCUAGAUUUGGAUUUCCUAAAUUCAAACAAUUCUCUGUUUACAGACUCCUACUAGAGCAGCUAUGUGAUUCUGUGCCUUUAGACUCUUUUUCCUUUUCUAGUAAGUCACAUUUUUAUGAUUGAAUGAAUGAAGGGUUGAUGCCUAUGACAGGAACUGAUUAUGAAACCUCACACUGACUGGAAAAAAAUCAGCUGCCAUCCAGUUUGCACAGCAAGUACUGUCUUACAACAAAAGUUGGCUCAAAAAGGAGAACUUACAUCUAUUCACGCUUUCCCUGAAAAUAGAGACUACUUGUUACAUGUACUAAGAUGUUAAGCACAUAUACAAAAAUACACCACUUAAUUCCCUUUCUGAAAUGAAUAAUACAGUGAGGGGUUUUUUUUUCAGUAUACAGCAUUACUGUGAGUGGAAAGUUGAAGAGCUGGCCUAAUAAAAAUGAUGUAUAUCAAGGGGAUAUGAAUGCAAGCUACGUGGCUGGAACAUUUUUUUAAGUUUGAAAUGAUCUGCUCAUUGUUCAGUUGCUGAUUCAGUUUAACUUCAGACUUGCAUCUACAUUGGCAGUUGUCUGAGUUGAAAUUCCACUGUGAUUCAUUAGUUUACUAAGUUACAAGUUUUCAGGGAUGUUCAGUAAUAUAAAUGGCCUGAAAUAACUCUUGGCUGAACUGACUUGGAAAACAGGUGGCAUUUUUAUGUUUGUAACACUCAAGAAUUAACAGUUGUCUUAAUUUUUUUAUAAAUAUUUUUGACAAGCAGUGUGCAUUUAUAUAUAUGUAAACACUAUCUUUUAAAGAGUUUUCUGGCUUAUUUCCCUUGAAUUGAGUCUGAAGUCUGUGUUUCUUACCCAUUGGUUUCCUUCUUAUAGGUCAGUAUGAAAGAGGUUUUUUAUUUAUCCUAUCUUUUUUCUCCUAAACAAAAAUAACAAAACCUUCCAAGAAAGCAAAAUGUUUACUUUUUUGUUUUUAAUUAAAUUAAUCAAAGAUAGCCUAAACAAAUGAAAGCCUGGAAAAGGAAGUUAAGCAACAGUUACAUUUAAGUACAAAUCAUUCCUCACCUAUGCAGCAGAAAUGUGCGGUUCUUUUGCUUGAUCAUGUGAGUUUCUGUAGCUUAACCCCACACCUCUGUUUUAGAGGAAUAAAUGUAAGAAUGUAGUUUUGGUUUUAAGAUUCAUCCCCAAAUGCUUGGAGACUGCUAUUUUGCGCAAGUUGUGUUUGGCAGUGCUUCUAGUACGUACCCAAAGAAGUAAAAUAUGGAAUAAUGGCAAGAAAAAAAACAGUAUUUGUAAAAGAAAGGACAAUCAGUGAGGAAAGACUCCAUUUCCAGGCUAUUAAGAGUGCUGCAAACAACAAGGUUGAGCAUAUAAUAAGGACCAUAGUCAUAGGGCUGGCUUGCUCUUUAUCUUCCUCGUGGUGUCUCAUUCUACAUUCAAAACCACCACUUCCCCUAACAGCAAUUCCCAGCAAUACUCCAGCUUCCCAUAUGUCAUUUAGUUAUGUGAGAUAGUGAUGAGCUAGGUUUGAGCUGAGUUCCAUGGCUUAUGUUUGCUUAAGCCAGAUACUGUUCUAUUAAAUGUCUUUGCAGUAAUUAGAUCAGACUACAAUCAAAUUAAUGCUACAUGGAGGUAUUAAGACCUGUUCAGAAAUUUAUUUUCGUCCAGUUGAAGUAUUCUAAGAGGUUAGUAUUAAUGACAUGUACAUGUCCAGGAGGAAAUUAAGCUGUGAUAUGUAUACAUACAACAUUAUCAGACAGGUACAGUUUUCCCAAAUAAACUGUCAUGGCCUUCACCU
Messenger RNA from Aptenodytes forsteri (emperor penguin), 3681 nucleotides. It is a transcript of the gene SNX18, whose product is annotated as sorting nexin 18. Gene Ontology annotation, biological process: protein transport; endosomal transport; endocytosis. The record is from RefSeq and is a predicted model, not a curated record. Lineage: Eukaryota; Metazoa; Chordata; Aves; Sphenisciformes; Spheniscidae. Gene Ontology annotation, cellular component: plasma membrane; cytoplasmic vesicle. The coding region runs from base 1 to 1503 and encodes 500 amino acids. Gene Ontology annotation, molecular function: phosphatidylinositol binding. The transcript is spliced from 4 exons.